This is a messenger RNA of Mizuhopecten yessoensis (Yesso scallop), 462 nucleotides long. RefSeq names its product small proline-rich protein 3-like. The record is from RefSeq and is a predicted model, not a curated record. Bases 1 to 462 code for a protein of 153 amino acids. NCBI's taxonomy places the organism in Eukaryota, Metazoa, Mollusca, Bivalvia, Pectinida, Pectinidae. The transcript has a single exon.
AUGAAUACCAUCUCUCAUCACAAGACCAAGACCAUCUCUCAUCUGGCAUCCAAAACUAUCACUGACCAAGCCACAAAGACAAUCUCUCAUGAAGCUACCAAAACCAUCACUGACCAAGCCAUGCCACCAAGACCAUCUCUCAGCAAGCUACGAAAACCAUCACUGACUAAGUCACCAAGACUAUCUCUCAUCAAGCUACGAAAACCAUCACUGACCAAGCUACCAAGACCAUCUCUCAUCAAGCUACGAAAACCAUCACUGACCAAGCCACCAAGACCAUCUCUCAUCAAACGACGAAAACCAUCACUGACCAAGCCACCAAGACAAUCUCUCAUCAAACGACGAAAACCAUCACUGACCAAGCCACCAAGACCAUCUCUCAUCAAGCCACCAAGACAUCAAUCUACCAUUGCAGAAUUUUUCAAAGCCAUGAAUGAGACAAGACAAGAGAAAAUUAAUUGA